GCAGUAAAAUGAAUUAUUGCCAUUUGUCAAAUGUCACUUUCAAAACUUUUUGUUUUCGAACAGUAUUAUGCCGUAUGUUUCCAGCAAUUUUAAUUCAACAAUGCUUAUAAUAAAACUUCUAAAAGCAAACUUAAAUCCGAGAGAACUAGAAAAACACAAUUUUAUCGACAGUUAGAGAAUAACAAUGUAAAAAAACACUACGUAUUAAUGGCGCGAAAAUCUGUAUAAGGUUUUAUACAAUGCGUCGUGGUUGGCGAGGGCGAUAUAGGAGUAACUGGAACAGAAGCACUAGCAGUCGCAAUUCUCAUAGUAGUGGUAGCGUUAAUAACUCGACAUUAUCUGGUGCAUCAACAUCGGCAUCCUCAAGAGCUCCCGCUAAUCAGAUACCAAUAGUAAUACCUAUUAAUUCUGAUAAAAAUGUGUGGAAACUAUAUUUUCCCACUGAAGGGCAACCACCAAAUACUUUUAUUUCUGAAAACAUAAAAAGUUUCCAGAGCUAUAUAGAAAAGAAUAGAAGUUUAUUUGAUUUGGAAAAAAUUGACCAAACUCGCAGUAUUUCACUAGACACACAAGCAUUAUUAAGUGAUGAAGUAUUUAAAAACCAAUGGUCAUCUUUUCAAACAGACUUAUUUGAAAAACCAGAUACAACUUUAAGGAUUUUGGAGUUUUGUUUACAUGAGACACUGAAAUGUGAAUCCAGAAUAAGAGUUAGAGUAUUAAACCAUGAACCAGUCAUCCCAAUCGCAAAUCUUAAAGUUAAUUACUUUGGAAAACUAGUUACGAUUAAAGGCACGGUGAUAAGAGUUGGCAGUGUUGGGUUAAUGUGCACCUCAAUGGCUUUUGAAUGCAGCAGUUGUCACAGUGUACAAGCUGUUAUGCAACCACAAGGUGUAUUUACAGCACCAAACUUAUGUCAAAAUUGUAAAAAUGGUCACAAGUUUGAACCAUUACAAUCAUCGUCAUACACAAAUACCACCGACUGGCAAGUUGCUAAAAUACAAGAAAUACAAUCACAGAGUUUAUCAGGAACAAUUCCUAGAACUGUUGAAAUAGAACUUCAAGGUGAUUUGGUUGGUACUGCAUGUCCAGGAGAUGUACUUUCGGUUACUGGCAUUGUUCAGGUUAGAGGCGAGAGCAAAGGGGGUGAAGAUGGCCGAAGAGCAGCAAGAUUAUUACAGUUGUAUGUAGAAGCUGUUUCAAUACACAGCCAAAGGAAUCUUAGCAAUCCAACUUUGUCAUUCACUCUAAAAGAUUACUAUGCUAUCCAGGAGAUCCAUGCUUCAGACGACGUAUUUAGACUUCUGGUUCAUUCUCUCUGCCCGUCAAUAUUUGGCCAUGACGCUGUUAAAGCGGGCCUUAUACUGGGUUUGUUUGGGGGGACCGAGAUAGAGAAUGGGGCGAGGUGUAACCCCCAUGUGUUAAUAGUAGGCGAUCCGGGGUUAGGGAAGUCACAACUCCUCCAGGCAGCCGCACAUGCUGCGCCAAGAGGUGUUUACGUCUGUGGCGCUUCGGCCUCCGCUGGGGGCUUAACAGUGGCUUUAGGUCGCGAGGCGGGCGGGGAUUUCGCUCUAGAGGCUGGCGCUUUGGUGCUGGCAGACAAGGGCGUUUGUUGUGUGGACGAACUCGAUAAGAUGACAGCCCAUCACAGCAGUCUAUUAGAAGCGAUGGAACAGUGUCGCGUGAGCGUUGCGAAAGGAGGCGUGGUUUGCAGUCUAGCCGCACGGGCUACGGUACUGGCCGCAGCGAAUCCAGCCGCUGGUAGCUACAACAGAGCAAAAACCGUUGCCGAGAACUUAAAACUGAACUCUGCGCUGUUAUCGAGAUUUGAUUUAGUUUUUAUCUUAUUAGAUAAGCCGGAUGAGAAACUAGAUGCUAUGUUAUCUGAACAUGUAUUAGCACUUCAUGCAGGCCCAAAAAAUAAAAGAAAAGAAGGUGCUAGUACCAGUAAAAUGAAUGCAAGUAUCGUAUCAAGUCAAACGGAUGGUGAUAUAUCGUCAAGAUUACGGCUCAAAUCUGGGGAGGUAAUCGACACUUUACCGCUGGUAUUGCUUCGUAAAUACAUCGCGUACGCAAGAAGAUACGUCCACCCAAAACUGAGUGUGGAAGCGGCGAAUAUUCUUCAGGAUUUCUACUUAGAGCUGCGUCAUAAGCAUCAAGGUGUGUCAAACGAUGGCGCUCCUAUCACCACUAGACAACUUGAAGCUUGCAUAAGAUUGACACAGGCUCGAGCGAGGGUAGAUUUACGCGAAGAGGCUACAGCUCGAGAUGCGAGUGACGUCAUCAGCCUCGUAGAACACAGCCUUAUGGACACAUUUAGUGAUGAAUUUGGCAAUAUACAACUAUCGCGAUCUAUAAACGGAUCGGGCGUUAGCUCACGUAAUAAGGUUAAGAAAUUCCUGGACAUAUUGGGCAGACGAUCUCAUCAGUUGGGUAAAGAUGUUUUUACCAGACAGGAGUUGAUACAAAUACAUAAGUCUGCAGGAAUCGCUGGCGAUCCUAAUGAUCUUAUUGAGGCAAUGCACGUCCAUGCUUACUUAUUACUUAAAGAAUCAAAUACUUAUCAAUUAAUUUCUCUUUAAAUAAUAGUUAUUGAUUUAUUCUAAUAAAGAGAUUAUAUAAAGUU
This is a messenger RNA of Pararge aegeria (speckled wood butterfly), 2623 nucleotides long. RefSeq names its product DNA helicase MCM8-like. The transcript has 16 exons. The record is from RefSeq and is a predicted model, not a curated record. Gene Ontology annotation, molecular function: ATP hydrolysis activity; single-stranded DNA binding; ATP binding. Gene Ontology annotation, cellular component: nucleus; MCM complex. Gene Ontology annotation, biological process: DNA replication. Bases 240 to 2579 code for a protein of 779 amino acids. Lineage: Eukaryota; Metazoa; Arthropoda; Insecta; Lepidoptera; Nymphalidae.